GCGGGAGUUUCAUCGGAAACAAGAGACACGCCCAAUGACUUCCGUUGUUAAUUUGGUCGUUCCUUCUUUCCGGGCGUCUCUCUGUGUUGUGUGUGGGAAUAAGUAAAAAGGAUGGCACAGAAUAAUUACUUCGGUUUUACACACGGCGGUACUCAAUAUGGAGCAACCAGUGCUGCUUAUCAGACUGGGCAAGCUGGAUAUGCAGUGACACCAGCAGCUACUGCUGCAACUUAUACUCAGAGACCUGCUGCUGCUGCAGCUACUGGGUACGAAACUUAUCAAGCUGCUGCUGCCGCAGCAGCCACUGGCACGACUUAUGCAGGUUUUGUUUCCCCUGUAGCAGCAAACCCUGGUACGGUAGCUCAAACAUACGACUACGGAUACGGACGCGCUGCACCAGCGGCGACGUACGACGCAACUAAAACUUACUAUCAACAACCAGCUGCCGCGGCAGCUGCUGCAACUUACACAACUACUGAGACUCACUAUCAAGCUGCUAAACCAGCUUACAGUACUACGAGUGCUUACACCGGUACUGCUCGUCAAGCAACAACUACUGGACAAGCUAAAACUUAUCAAGCAGCAAGUACCGCUUAUCAGCAAUCAAAUCCUACACAAAACGCAACUUAUUCAUCUGGUUAUACUGCACCAGCUACUCCAGCUGCUACUCCCACUGCUGCCACUAACAAAACGGCAAGUACAGCAUAUUCCGGGUAUGACGCAGCGCUUUAUAGCGCUGCGACAAUGUACGUAGCCCAACAGAGUGCAAACAGCAACAAUACAACUAACCAGAAGACUGGAGGUUGGCAGGGCUACGGACGUAAAGGAUUUGGAGCCGGCGGAAGUGGAAUGAAGAGUAUGAGAGCCAAGCCGCCACCAAAACCACAGCAAUUACACUAUUGCGAUGUGUGUAAAAUCAGCUGCGCUGGGCCCCAGACUUAUCGCGAGCACUUGGAGGGUCAAAAACAUAAGAAAAAAGAGGCGUCGAUGAAGGUACCACAACAACCCCCGGCGCGGGGCGCUGGUAACUCACUCAGAUGUGAAUUGUGUGAUGUUACUUGUACUGGUAAUGACGCUUACGCUGCACAUAUUCGUGGAGCGAAGCACCAAAAAGUCGUUAAACUUCACACGAAACUUGGUAAGCCGAUUCCCAGUGCUGAUCCAACUGUACUCAAUCCAAAACCUGCUGCUGCUGCUAAAGCUGCUGUUGCUGGUAGUGCUGCUACCGCUGGCACCGCUGCUAAAAAAUCGACGGUUACUGCUACUCCUAAAAUUAAUUUUGUUGCAUCUGGAAAUCUUGGUACAGUGAAUCAAAAUCCAGCAGCAGAAGUUAAAACAGAGGAAGCUGCUGUAGAAGAAGCUGUUGAAGAAUCAAUAAUUGAAGAAAAAGAUAUUCAGCCAGUGGGACAAGAAUAUAUUGAAGAGAACAAAUCUGAAGAUGGAAAAAUAAUAAGUUUUAAUUGUAAAUUAUGCGAGUGUCGAUUUAAUGAUCCUAAUGCCAAAGACAUGCACAUGAAAGGCCGACGUCAUCGAUUCGCUUACAAGAAAAAAGUCAACCCAGACUUGGUCGUUGACAUAAAACCGAGUUUAAAGCAACGUAAGAUGUUAGAAGAAAAGCAUCGCCGUCAGCAAGCACGUGAAGAAUUUUCACGACGUCGCGAAGAAAUGAAUCAGAUGGGUCCGAUGGGCAUGAUGGGCCCAAUGAUGGAUGAGGAAAUGAUUUACUGGGAAGAGCGUCGUCGUUAUGAGGAAGAGUGCGAGUACUACGAGUGGUACCGUCGUUGCGGACGUGGUCCAGGUGCACCUCCAAUGCCACCGCGUCCAUUUCCUGGUCCACCUGGCAUGAUGUUCUCUGUUGUACCUCGUAGAUCUGAUGACAAACACGUUGAUGCUCAUCACUCGAGUAUUUACCCAAAAGAAGAAGAACUGCAAGCCGUUAAAAAAAUUGUUUCACAUACUGAGAAAGCUUUGAAAUUAGUUUCUGAUGUCCUCGCUGAAGCUAAUAAAAAAAUGCUGCCAGCAGGAAAUACACCAACACCUGCAGUAACUACUGAAGUGAAAAAAGAGGACGGUGAUAAAAAAAAAGAUAAUGACACAACUAACACAUUUUCAUCUCCAAAAGAAAAAGAAGACUCACGUGUUAUUCGCGAUGUCAUGCGCGUCGGUAGUUUAGCUAAAGGAUUAUUAUUAUCUGGCGACAAUCAUGUCUGUCUCGUUGUUUUAUGUGCUGAGAAACCUACCAAGACAUUAUUAAAUAAAGUUGCUGAAAUUUUACCAUCACAAUUAAAAAUAGUUGCUCCAGAAGAAACUUACAACGUCGGUAAACAUCCAGAAUCUGCGGCACUAACAGUUUCCGGUGGUACUGUAACAGUCAGUGUCACAUUAACAAGUCCGCUGAUGCGUGAAACAGCUAAACCACCAGCAACAGCAGCGUGUUGUGCUUUCUUUGUUGGGAUCUCAGAUAAUGCUGGACAGCAGCAGGGAGCUGCUCAACCGCAAACAACGCCCGCGAUGCCCGCAGUGACGAAACCAGACCCACCAGAUGUACUUCCCAAGGCUAAGUGUUUGGAGGCUUUAGCUCAACUCAGGCAUGCCAAGUGGUUUCAGGCUCGAGCAUCAUCACUGCAGAACUGCGUUAUUAUUAUACGUAUUAUGCGCGAUCUUUGUAAUCGUGUACCGACAUGGGGACCACUUAAUCCAUGGGCACUGGAACUGCUCACUGAGAAAGUUAUCAAUACUGCUGGUUGUCCAUUAAGUCUUGGAGAAGCUUUACGUCGUUUACUUGAAUGUGUUGCUGGUGGUAUUUUACUACCAGGUUCUCCAGGAAUAGCAGAUCCGUGUGAAAAAGAACCAACGGAUGCAAUAGGCAACAUGACAGCUCAACAACGUGAAGAUAUAACAGCUUCAGCUCAACACGCGUUACGUUUAGUUGCAUUCCGUCAAAUUCACAAAGUACUUGGUAUGGAGCAAUUACCGCCGCCAAAACAUAAAGGACGUUUUCCUCGAAAACGUAGACGUGACAACAGUAACGGUGAAGGUAACGACUGUGAGGCUUCGAAAAAAGAUAAAAAGGCCGAAGAAACUAAAAUGGAAACAGACUCGAAGUAAUAAAUAUUACUUGAGUGCGAUAAUUCAUUAAAAUACACUAAUUUAAUAAUAAUAAUAAUAAUAAUAAUAAUAAUAAUAAUAAUAAUAAUAAAAAUAAAUAUUAUAAGUAAAUAACUCAUUUAAUAUGUUUACUAUCAAUUAACUUGACUCGCCAACAAUUGAUUUAUUAAUUGAAAUUUAACGUUUCACUUUUUGAAAAUUGACUUUAAAUAAAUAUAUAUUAAUAAUAUAUCAAUUUGAUUAGAAAAAUAGAAAAAAAUCAGUUGCAUUUUUGUGUGGAGAACGAAAUUUCCGUAUAAACGCGUAUCUACGAGGCGAUAUUUGAAUUUAAGAAAAAAAUUGCUGAUAUUUAAUGUUAGGAGUUUUAAUUUAAAAAGACAUUGUCAAUUUGUAGUCAUACUGUUAAGAAUGAUCAAAAGUAAAAAAAAAAUAAAUUAUUAAUAAAUAUAUUAAUGGACUUAAUUAAUUGAUUAAUAAAAAAACAGUAGUAUUGAAUCUUGUGCACGUGUGUUUAGUAAUAAAUAUUUAAUAAUUACUAAAUAAUAAUAAAAUAAUUUUAAUCAAGUACGUAAAUACGGAAAGUCCGCAAAUACACUAAAAGUUUUUUUAAAAUGAUUUACUAACGAAAGAGAAUCGUUUAUGAUUAUUUAUGUAAUAAAUGUAGUAAUUUGAAUUGUUUAUUAUAAUUAUAAUAAUAAUUAUCUGAGAUGAUUGAUGAGUAAUCAACUUGCUUGAGAAAGUUGAAAAUAAAGCAAGGCGAGUUUUAAGUUUAGUUUAUUGAUUGAAUUUAAGAUCAUUGUCGUUACAGGUAUCUUAUGUAUUUUUAAAUCUUAUGAUUUAAUUAAUAAAAAUUAUGAAAAUUUAUGAAA
Molecule: messenger RNA, 3977 nt
Organism: Microplitis mediator
Lineage: Eukaryota; Metazoa; Arthropoda; Insecta; Hymenoptera; Braconidae
Gene: Zn72D
Product: zinc finger RNA-binding protein
Exons: 11
Coding region: 112-3108 (998 amino acids)
Cellular component (GO): precatalytic spliceosome
Molecular function (GO): single-stranded RNA binding; double-stranded RNA binding; zinc ion binding
Source: RefSeq, a predicted model, not a curated record